This is a messenger RNA of Microtus ochrogaster (prairie vole), 2378 nucleotides long. It is a transcript of the gene Nus1, whose product is annotated as NUS1 dehydrodolichyl diphosphate synthase subunit. The record is from RefSeq and is a predicted model, not a curated record. Lineage: Eukaryota; Metazoa; Chordata; Mammalia; Rodentia; Cricetidae. Gene Ontology annotation, molecular function: ditrans,polycis-polyprenyl diphosphate synthase [(2E,6E)-farnesyl diphosphate specific] activity. Gene Ontology annotation, cellular component: endoplasmic reticulum membrane; dehydrodolichyl diphosphate synthase complex.
UGCCGAGGGCGGAGGAAGAUGGCGGCGGGGGCUAGGUGAGGUGUUGGCAGUGGCGAGGGGCUCGGGCGCGGGGGGUGGGGGGCCGCGGAGCGAUGGCCCGCGCCGGCCGCUGGGGAGGAUAAGACCCCGUCGCGCCGCGGGUGUGGGCCGGAGGGAGGAGACGGUGCCCGAGCGCCACGGGAGUAUGACGGGGCUGUACGAGCUGGUGUGGCGGGUGCUGCACGCGCUGCUCUGCCUGCACCGCACGCUCGCCUCCUGGCUCCGCGUUCGCUUCGGCACCUGGAACUGGAUCUGGCGGCGCUGCUGUCGCGCCGCCUCUGCCGCGGUCCUAGCGCCGCUCGUCUUCACGCUCCGCAAGCCCCCGGCCGGCGGCAGGAACCGGCGUCAUCACCGGCACCUUCACGGGGGACCCGGGCCGGCCGCCACCCAUCCCCGGCUGCGCUGGCGCGCGGACGGCCGCUCCCUGCAGAAGCUGCCGGUGCACAUGGGCCUGGUGAUCACCGAGGAGGAGCAGGAGCCCAGCUACUCGGACAUCGCAAGCCUCGUGGUGUGGUGUAUGGCCGUGGGGAUCUCCUACAUUAGCGUCUACGACCACCAAGGUAUAUUCAAGAGAAAUAAUUCCAGAUUGAUGGAUGAAAUAUUAAAACAACAACAGGAACUUUUGGGCCUAGAUUGUUCCAAAUACUCACCAGAGUUUGCAAAUAGUAAUGACAAAGACGAUCAAGUUUUAAAUUGCCCUUCAGCAGUGAAGGUGCUGUCCCCAGAAGAUGGAAAAGCGGAUAUUGUGAGAGCUGCCCAGGACUUUUGCCAGUUAGUAGCUCAGCAGCAGAGGAGACCCGCAGAUUUGGAUGUAGAGCUGCUAGACAGCUUACUUAGUUCACAUGGUUUCCCUGAUCCUGAUUUAGUAUUGAAGUUUGGUCCUGUGGACAGCACCUUAGGUUUUCUUCCCUGGCAAAUCAGAUUGACUGAGAUCAUUUCUUUGCCUUCUCACCUAAACAUCAGUUAUGAGGACUUUUUCUCCGCCCUUCGUCAGUAUGCAGCUUGUGAGCAGCGCCUGGGAAAGUAGUGCUUCCAGGUUGCGAAUGUGAUUUCAGGCUUUUGGAGAAAAGGACCCAAUUGACUCUGAUGUUUACAAAGUACCUAUAAAACCUUGUACACACCUAGUUCAUAUUCCUCAUAAUUUAUCAACAAACACAAAAAAGUGUCUUACUUGAGAGUGAGUGAGAGUGUGCGUGUGUGCGUGCACGUGUGUAUGGAGAUAAAUUUAUAAAUGGGGCACAUUGGCGAAUGAGUACAUCACCUACAGUUGAAGCAUGUAGCGGCCAUGUCUUCGCAACUGAGAUUUCAGAUGGAGAGGCUUCAGCUCCUGCCACUCUUCUGUUUUUGUGGAGAGUGGCGGGGUGAGUAGAGAGAGCUGGUGUGGUCGUUUGUGGUGGGAGGGGAUCAUUUUUGUUCACUCUUUCUUAGUGACCAAACUUUAAUUUUUAAGAAUUGACUUGCUAGUGGAAGUAUUCUCAUUUUGAGGGACAUUCAGAGAUUCUGGGUUGUUCCCUUGUUGAAAGUUUGCUCACCUGCAGAGCAAAGACAAGCCUCCUCAGUUUUCCGUCCAUUUCAUUUUUCUGCGUAGUAAGCAGUGGGACUUGAGAGUACUGGUCUGGGUUGUAAAGAUCAUUUGGGAAAAAAAAACUUAACAAUAUUAAAGUACAAAAUGUAAAAAAAUUUAAAUAUGAAUUAGGCAGUCAAAAACCAAGAAAGUGAACAAAUGAUCAUCAUAAAGAUGGAAAAUUUCCCAGAGAACACAUUCAAUUACCUUAGGUAAUGAGUAGAAUCCUAUAUCAUACCCAAAGCAUUAAAAAAAUGUUUUGAUUAGCUUCUUAUUUAAAAUAAACAUUUGAGAGACAUUACCAAGGCAGCUUUUUCUCCUCUCUCGAGUGCUCCUGGGGUUUUCUUUGCCCAGGGAAUCUCAGUGAUGACUUCGCAUAAUGAAUAGGUAGAAUGGAGACCUGUAUUACCAAAGUCUGCGAGCGUAAUUUAACUUGAUCCUCCGUGUUCUCUUGUGUUCUAGAGAACAACACUGGUUCUGACAGAAAUAAAUUCUUGCUAGAUGUUUAAUGUUUUUCCACUGAUAAUCUUUGGAUGGAAACCAUUCUUUAUAUUUGAUGGGUAGUUUUCAGAAAACUUUUAUCAACAAGUGUACAGGAGUCAGGCAUGUUUAGAGCAGUUUAAAUAAUAGGCCUCAGAAAUCUGAAAAAUAGCAAAGAACAUGAGUUUGGAAAGUAUGCUCUGGAAUUGCUUGUCAGACUCUGUGUUUCAGCUUUGGAUUACAAACCCCAUUUAUGAUUUUUAAAAUAUACUUGAAAUAAAAUGAUUGAAAUGAA